AUGGCAUUUUCUAAUAAAUCUCGUGGUAUUGGUGUUCUGGCUCAUGGCAUAGUUGAGAUAACUCAACCAUUCAUUGAUUCUGAUCAUGCAGAUGAAAAAUACAUGGAAUAUCUGCCAUAUCCCGACAAUAAUUUUCAUGAAAUUAUUGAUGAUCGUUUUCAACGAGGUGACAAAUUUAUUAUUGAACAUAUACAUCGUCGAACUGGACAAGCAUUUGUUCCUAAUGUUCGUGUUCAUGUUACAUCAAUUGUGGCUAAACAUAUUGAUAGGUGUCUUGCAACAUUUAUUGAUCCAUAUCCAUAUUUGUAG
This is a messenger RNA of Rotaria sp. Silwood1, 309 nucleotides long. NCBI's taxonomy places the organism in Eukaryota, Metazoa, Rotifera, Eurotatoria, Philodinida, Philodinidae. The record is from the annotation of a GenBank genome assembly.